Molecule: messenger RNA, 894 nt
Organism: Helicoverpa zea (corn earworm)
Lineage: Eukaryota; Metazoa; Arthropoda; Insecta; Lepidoptera; Noctuidae
Product: circadian clock-controlled protein daywake-like
Exons: 5
Coding region: 82-834 (250 amino acids)
Source: RefSeq, a predicted model, not a curated record
CGAUAUAUAGCUGUAAUACUCGCGCGUUGACGAUACAGUUGUAAACCCUCCUUUAAUUGUUGAACAUAGUGCUGGCCGAAAAUGGGCUUUCAAGUGCCAGUCGGUAGUAUUUUGUUUUGUUUCGUUUUAUUGUUUUGCAAUGGAUAUGCGAGAUUGGCACCUGACUACAUUCACCCCUGCAACGAGACAUCCAGAGAGUGUCUAGUGAAGUCCACUCAAGACGCAAUCCCGGACUUUGUCAAAGGAAUUCCCGAACUUGGAGUGCCUGUCCUGGAUCCCUUCACUAUUGAGAAACUGUCCGUCCCUCUGAGUGGCUUGACGUUCACUUUCUACCAAGGAAAAGUCAAUGGCUUCAGGAAAUGCAUUGUAGAUGAUGUUGUGUCUGAGCUUGAAAAGCGUCACUUCGUCCUGGCCUUCCAUUGCAACCUCACAAUCAAGGGUACUUACGAUGCCGUAGGAAGAAUUCUCCUGUUCCCCAUUGACGGUGCGGGUGACGCGAAAGUAAAGCUAACCAAUCUCAGAAUGAAGGUCGAUAUAAACACAAAGUACAUAAAAGACGACCAAGGCGUCAAUCAUUUCGCUUUGAAAAAUUACAAGUACUCUUUCGACUACGGAGAUCGUGUCUCGUUUGACCUUAAGAAUCUCUUCAAGGAAAGCAAGGAACUUAGUUCAACGGUGCUUCAAUUCUUAAACGAAAACUGGAGGACAGUGGCCGAAGAGUUCGGAAAACCCAUCGUAGAUUACGCAGUAGAAUUAGCAAUAAAGACCAUCGAAAAAUUCUUCCUUGCAGUACCUUACGAAGAAUUGAUAAAUGUUCCCAUUCCAAAAUUCUGAUUAAGAUUAUUAAAAGACAAUUAUAUUAUAAGACAGUUGGAAUAAAAUUUUGUUAAAAUA